AAAAUUACACAUUUGCAGACAUUGUCUUUGGAAAUGAACAGAUAAUAAGUUCAGCCAGUCCUUGUGCAGACUUUUUUUUUCAAAGCUUAUCCUCUGAAUUUAAAAGAACACAUGUGCAACCUCAUACUCAUGUAUCUCAAAGGGCUGUGAAACAAUCAUUUGAUGAUACAGUCAGAUUGAUACAAAAAUGCAGUGAAGUCGAUUUGAACAUUGUUGUACUGUGGAAGGCAUAUGUUGUGGAAGACAACAAGCAGCUUAUUUUGGAGGGCCAGCAUCAUGUUGCCCUUAAUACAGUUGGGAAGGAGGCUUUUUCAUUUCCUCAGAAGCAGGGAUUUAAAAAAAUACUCGGGAAUUCUGAUUGGGAGGACUUGGAACAGGAAUUGCCAGAAAUGGUUCUAUUGAAGUUUUUUCGAUCAGAAAACAUACCAGUACCUGCAAGACCAACACCAGAGCAGCUUUCUAAUCUUAUCAAGACAAGUCUUCAUUAUCCAGAGUCUUUCAGUCAUCCUUUUCAUGAAAAAAGCCUGUGUCUGGUACCUGUCACUCUCCUACUUUCCAAUUGUUCCCAGGCUGUUGUAGAUGUAAUGAUUGAUUUGCGGCAUAAAACAACAAGCCCAGAAGCACUAGAAGUCCAUGGAUCUUUUACAUGGCUUGGACAAACACAGUACAAGCUUCAACUUAAGAGCCAGGAGGUCUAUAGCUUGCAGCUGAAAGCUUGCUUUGUUCAUACAGGUGUCUAUAAUCUUGGAACCCCCAGAGUAUUUGCCAAGCUAGUGGAUCAAGUUACUUUGCUUGAAACGAGUCAGCAGAAUUCCAUGCCUGCACUGAUUAUUAUCAAUAACAUCUGACCGCUUCCUGAAAAAAGUCACACUAAAAGACAAAAUAAAUGGGAUUCUUUUCUUAUAUUGCUGGUCGGCAUUUUGCUGCAGUUUUUGGAAAUAGCACCUCAAACAUCUAACUUGUUACUAAAGAUUGUGUAGGAAAGAAAAUAGCAAAAUAUUCAGAUGACAUGUCAAUUUGUUUCUCAAUGCAACGCACGCUGGACUGAAAAUACGUUUAUCCUUUUAUAAUGUAUUUCUUCUCUGGUAAUUAAAAUAUUCAUAACACAAAAUACUCUUUAACUCCAAAUCUGAACGUAUUUAUGUCCUAUGCCCUGUCAAAAAAGCAGCUUGACUGCUGUUACAACUUCCAGCAUGGUAUGUUAAUAUUUGUGGCUGUAUUAGGGUAUGGUUCAGGAAGAAACCGUCAUUGGCUUUUUCCUGUCUGAAGCCAUUAGUCAUGAUAAAUCCUAACCUUACUGUGAAGUUCAAUAAGGUGUCUCAAAUCUGUUUCUGUUUCUCAGUUCCUUAGUUUAAAAUUUUGUUCUGAGUUUUCAUGUUUAUGGAAACUGGUAACCUUUCAAGGUUAACAUACAAGUCCCACCUAAGGUAUUUAAAUAAUUUCUUCAACCAGUUUGAGUAUUUUUCUCACUCAUCUCAAUGCAGAAUGCACUAUUUCACAACCAUGAGAUUUGUCAUUUAAAUUGUCACUUGCUUUAUUAUGUAACUAUAACAAUUGAUCUGUUUUAAAAAAAUCUACUCAAGAUUUUCAAGAAAUGUAUUAUAUUUAUAACAAAUGUACUGUAAAUAGAAUAAAACAUACACCAUAUUCACUGUA
Molecule: messenger RNA, 1656 nt
Organism: Phaethon lepturus (White-tailed tropicbird)
Lineage: Eukaryota; Metazoa; Chordata; Aves; Phaethontiformes; Phaethontidae
Product: trafficking protein particle complex subunit 8-like
Exons: 7
Biological process (GO): endoplasmic reticulum to Golgi vesicle-mediated transport; protein localization to phagophore assembly site
Cellular component (GO): cytoplasmic vesicle; TRAPPIII protein complex; phagophore assembly site
Source: RefSeq, a predicted model, not a curated record